Molecule: messenger RNA, 1866 nt
Organism: Solanum dulcamara
Lineage: Eukaryota; Viridiplantae; Streptophyta; Magnoliopsida; Solanales; Solanaceae
Exons: 2
Coding region: 142-1557 (471 amino acids)
Source: RefSeq, a predicted model, not a curated record
AAUACAACAGCCUUUACCCUAGAAAAUUUCAGAAGCUCAUUCUCUCUCUCUCUCUCUCUCUCGCCGUUCUUCUUCUUCAAUGUUUCGCCAAAAAUAAUUCUGAUAAAAAUCCGUUUCUUCUCUGAAUUACUUUGUUUCAGGAUGGAUAGGGUUUGCAUCUAUAUUGCUUACAAUGGCAAAUGGACUACAGAUUACAAGUAUUUGGAUCAUGAGAUCAAGCUAAUUCUUGUGAAUGAUGGGAUAACGUUUGAAGGUCUCGUUGAGAAGAUUUUUCAGAUUCUAAAACUGAAAACGGGUGAGAUUAAAGCAAAUAUUUGGUUUGACACAAAUCUAGAAACAAGCAAAGGAAUGCUAGUAACAAAUGACGAGGAAGUUACUACUUGCAUCUACUUGUUGAAAAAUGAUCCAAAUUUCAAGACUUCCCGUUUCAUUGUUGAUAUUGCAGAAAGCAAUUCUUUGUCUUCUGUCAAUAUUGUACAACAAGAGGAAAUGCAAAUUGAAAGAGAUGAGGCAUCGAUACCUGUUGAGCCAAUAUCAGAGUUUGAACCUCUGGAAACAAAAUCGUCACAUGGUAUGAAACUGAGAAAAAGGGCCCAGAACAGAAAAGUAUCCAAAAAAAGAAAAAGGUCGAGGAGUAAAAGAGAUGAUUUGCCAAGUGUGAUUUUGAGAGAAAAUGCUUCAUUGGAUGAAAUAGUUGUGGGAUCUUUGUUUGCGAACAAAGAAUGUUUAAAGAAAUGUUUCACAAAUAGCGCAAUCAGAGACCAUUUCAAAUUCAAGACCGUCAGAUCAACCAAAAAAAGAUAUUAUCUAAAGUGUUAUGAUGACAAAUGCCGUUGGUUUUUGCAUUCUUCACGGAUCAAUGAUUCUGCAUUAUUCAAGAUUUGUAAGUAUGUGAAAAACCAUACUUGCUCUGCUGAUGUGUUUAAACCUGACCAACAACGGCACGCAACAUCAAGGGUCAUAUCUGAUUACAUCCGUGAGCUUCUACCUGAAUAUGAAACAGAAAUGACACCAAAUUUUGUGAAGGAAGAAAUGAGAAAGAGAUAUGGACUGAAUAUUAGUUACCACAAAGCAUGGCGUUCAAUACAACUAGCCUUUGGUGUGAAAAAUGGAAGUCCUGAACAGAACAAUGACUUGCUUCUGUCUGAACCAGAACAGAACAAUGAAUUCCUUCCGUAUGAACCAGAACAGAGCAAUGAAUUCCUUCCGUAUGAACCAGAACAGAACAAUGGAUGGCUUCCAUCUGAACCAGAACAGAACAAUGAAUUGCAUAGGUCUGAACCAGAAGAGAACAAUAAAUUGCUUCCCUCGGAGCCAGAACAGAAGAAAGAAUUGUGUCUCUCUGAACCAGAAGUGAGAAAAGAAUUGCUGCAAUCUGAACCAAAACAGAGCAAUGCAUUUAAUCCGUCUGAACCAGAACAGAAAGAAUUACUUCCGUCUGAACCAGAACAGAAAGAAUUACUUCCGUCUGAACCAAAACAGAACAACGAAUUGCUUUCAUCUGAAGAAAAAAAAACCUCGGAAGGGAUGAUCAAACUCAAACCUGAUAGGGUCUAGCAAAACUGUAGCAUACCGUAUAUUCCUUUUCAAAUCCGGACAACUGAGAGCGGCUAUUGAUCUUAAUGCCAGCUUACUCUGGACACAAUAAUUUACAUCAUAGUUAUUCUGGCACUACGUUGUACAAAGAGAAGUGUAGUGAGUUUCACUUUAUCAGAUUUAUCAUGUUUCCUUCACAUUAUUAUAGUUCGACAUAAUAUGUUUCUGGUACAUACCUCUUUUCCUGUAAACUGCACCUGAAUAUGGUGAAGGGAGUGGCAGAUAAUCGUCCAACUUUUGGGCGUAAUUCAUUGGAGAUAGGAAUUAUUA